Molecule: messenger RNA, 1233 nt
Organism: Aureobasidium melanogenum CBS 110374
Lineage: Eukaryota; Fungi; Ascomycota; Dothideomycetes; Dothideales; Saccotheciaceae
Product: eEF1-gamma domain-containing protein
Exons: 3
Coding region: 1-1233 (410 amino acids)
Biological process (GO): translational elongation
Cellular component (GO): nucleus; cytoplasm
Molecular function (GO): translation elongation factor activity
Source: RefSeq, a predicted model, not a curated record
AUGUCUUCUUUCGGCAAGCUUUACACCUACGCGGGCAACCCCCGUACCACCGCCCUGCUGGCCGUCGCAAAGGCCAACAACCUCAACCUUGACAUUGUUCACACCGAGCCUGCCAAGGGUGUCGACACCGAGUACCUCAAGCUCAACAAGCUCGGCAAGGUCCCCACCUUCGAGGGCACUGACGGCUACGUCCUCACCGAGUGCAUUGCCAUCGCCAUCUACCUCACCUCCCAGAACGAGAAGACCACCCUCCUCGGCAAGACCAAGCAGGACUACGCCUCCAUCCUCAGAUGGAUGUCCUUCGCCAACACUGAGGUCCUUACCGCCCUUGGUGGCUGGUUCCGCCCUUUGAUUGGCCGUGACCCCUACAACAAGAAGUCCGUCGAGGAUGCCCAGAAGGCCACCGCCAAGGCCGUCGGUGCCCUCGAGGACCACUUCCUCGUCAACACCUACCUCGUUGGUGAGCGCCUCACUCUUGCCGACCUCUUCGCUGCCGGCAUCAUCUCCCGUGGCUUCCAGUACUUCUUCGACAAGGAGUGGCGCAGCAACAACCCCAACGUCACCCGUUGGUUCGAGACUGUCACCAACCAGUCCAUCUACUCUGACGUCGCCGAGAAGCUCGAGUUCAUUGAGAAGGCCAUCCCCAACGUCGCCCCCAAGAAGGAGGCCGCCCCCAAGGCCGAGAAGCCCAAGGAAGCCCCCAAGCCCAAGGCUGCUGAGGCCGAGGAGGAGGCUGCCCCUGCCCCCAAGCCCAAGCACCCUCUUGAGGCUCUCGGCCGCCCGACCUUCGUCCUUGACGAGCUGAAGCGCAAGUACUCCAACGAGGAGACCCGCGAGGUCGCCCUUCCCUGGUUCUGGGAGAACGCCAACUUCGAGGAGUACUCCCUCUGGAGAAUGGACUACAAGUACAACGAUGAGCUCACCAUGACCUUCAUGACCUCCAACCUCAUCGGUGGUUUCUUCACCCGUCUUGAGGCUUCCCGCAAGUACAUCUUCGGUGCCGCCUCCGUUUACGGCUCCUCCAACGACUCGAUCGUUCGUGGUGCCUUCCUCGUCCGCGGUCAGGAGGCUCUCCCUGCCUUCGACGUCGCCCCUGACGUCGAGUCUUACGAGUUCACCAAGCUCGACCCCAAGAACCCUGAGGACAAGAAGUUCGUCGAGGACAUGUGGGCCUGGGAUGCUCCCAUCCAGCCUGAGGGCAAGGAGUGGGCCGAUGGUAAGGUCUUCAAGUAA